Tympanuchus pallidicinctus (lesser prairie-chicken) is the source of this 1501-nucleotide messenger RNA. Its product is annotated as GTPase IMAP family member 1-like. The transcript is spliced from 2 exons. NCBI's taxonomy places the organism in Eukaryota, Metazoa, Chordata, Aves, Galliformes, Phasianidae. Gene Ontology annotation, molecular function: GTP binding. The record is from RefSeq and is a predicted model, not a curated record. Bases 222 to 1037 code for a protein of 271 amino acids.
GGCAGCGCCACGGGGCAGAGGCGGUGCUGGUUGGGACGGUGAUAACGGCGAUAUCGGAACCAGACGGGGCCGCUGCGUCAGUGCCGCACUUCUCACUGCCGGUCCGACGGCUCGGACUGACGGGAGGCUGCAGCGUCCGUGCCUGGAGGAGCGCAAAGAAAGGCACAACCACGGCCACUCGACGCAUCCCUGUGCUGCCUGGGGACGGCAGAGGCUCCACAAUGCGGCUGCUGCUGGUCGGGAAGACUGGAGGGGGGCGAAGCGCCACGGGGAACACCAUCCUGGGGCGGCGCGUCUUCGAGUCCAAGCUGUCCACCACGCCAGUGACCCGCAGCUGCCAGUCAGCGAUUGGGCACUGGGAUGGAGAAGAAAUCGAGGUGGUCGACACGGCCGACAUCUUCCAUUCGUGGAAUGGCAGCAAUGAGGAGUGCAGGGAAAUCACCCGCUGCAUCGAGCUGUCCUCGCCCGGCCCCCACGUGCUGCUGUUGGUCACCCAGCUGGGCCGCUUCACCCAGGAGGACCAGGAGGCCGUGCAGGGCGUGCAGGACAUCUUUGGAGUCGGUGUGUUCAGGCACAUGGUUGUUGUGUUCACGCGGGGAGAGGAGCUGGUGGGGGGAUCGCUGCGUAACUACGUGACCUACACUGACAACGCGGCUCUGCGCAGGCUGAUCCAGAGCUGCCAGAAUCGGUAUUGCGGCAUCAACAACCGGGCUUCCGGGCCAGAGCGGGACCAGCAGGUCCAGCAGCUGAUGAAUAUGAUCCGCCAAACCAUGCGGGAGAAUGAGGGAAGGUGCUACAGCAAUGAGUUGUACCUGAAUCCCUUUUUAACAGAAGAGAAAGUGAGGUAUCACAUGGAGAAUGCAGCCAAACCAUGGGGCAGGCUGCUCGACUUGUCAUACAGGGGAGUCCUUUUAAAAUGUGGGAUAGUUCUCAUUGUCAUCGCCUUGAUUGUCAUCUGUGUCCUUAUUUGGUGGAAGAGGCAAUCGGAUGAACCCCACAAUGCACAGUCCCCCAGUAUCAGAAUCCCAGAACCCUGAAGCACUUGGGGCCGCAGGCACCGCUCCAUCCCCACCCACCGCCAUCCCCCAGCACCCGCUGCCCAGGGCUGCGUCCCUUUGGCUGUUGCACCCCUGCAGGGACAGAGAGCCCACCGUCGUCGAGGGGCUGCAGAGCCAUGAACUGUCAACAAGAAGUGAAGGCGAAGUGUCCUGUAAGUGUCCCUUGUGUUCCCUGUGGGUUAAUUACACACUAAAACCAACACCCGUCUCUGCGGAAAGGUGAUCAGAAUGAGCCAGCUAUCCCCUCCCAAAUGCAGUCUUGGAACCCCUUGUAUGCCUGCCCAAAGAUGUAUCAGAAUACCCAAUUAGAGACUGUAGAGAGAUGUAAUUUUGUAAACUGUCAUGUAAGGAUAACUGCACUUCUGUUUGGGGCUGUGCUUGCUUUGGGAAGGAUCACCAGACACCUGAUUGUGACAGAAAUAAAACAGAGACCUCUGUCUGCA